AUGCCGGGGAGGGCGGGGGCGGCCCCGGCUCCGCGCCGCUCCCGGGGCUGGUGGCCCGGGGACGCCGGGAGCCGGGGAUGCCCCGGCAGCGCUCCCGGGAAGCGCCGGUGUCUUUGCCGAAGUUGUUGCCGCUGUUGCUUGGCAGUGGCUGCGCUCGCAGGGGCUGCGGCAGAGCGGACACCGCGCUGCUGGCGAGAAAAUGGAGCGCGUUUGCUGAGCGGGCAGAUUCCAUGGCAGGGCACAGCGGAGCUGCGGGGCCGCUCGGGAGGCUGUCAGGCAUGGAAGAGAAGGUGGUUUGUGCUUCGGAGCGGCCGCCUAACAGGGGAUCCAGAUGUAUUGGAAUACUACAAAAAUGACCAUGCCAAGAAGCCUAUCCGUAUUAUUGACCUAAAUUUGUGUCAACAAGUGGAUGCUGGAUUAACAUUCAACAAAAAGGAGUUUGAAAACAGCUAUAUUUUUGAUAUCAACACUAUAGAUCGAGUUUUCUAUUUGGUAGCAGACAGCGAGGAGGAGAUGAAUAAGUGGGUUCGAUGUAUCUGUGAUAUCUGCGGGUUCAACCCUACAGAUGAGGAUGCUGUGAAGCCACCAGUUAGUUCUUUACAACCAUCUGCUGAGUUACCCUUGCCCAUCAGCACUUCACCGCCCUCCUUGCAAGCAGAAUCUUCCCUUCCUUCUCCUUAUCGGCUCAUUAACGUCCCCCCUCUGGAGUCUGCCUCUGGUCAGGAAGAUCCUCAAGACUACUUACUGCUAAUAAACUGUCAAAGUAAAAAACCUGAACCUAUGAGAUCUCAGGCUGACUCUGCAAAAUCCAGCUCUUCAGAAACAGACUGCAAUGAUAACGUGCCCUCCCACAAGAACCCUGUUGCACCAGGGAGCAAGCACACUGUGAACGGCUUCUUCCCGCAGCAGGGCGCCUACGAUUCCCCGCCUUCCCGCUCCGCGCUGGCAGACUCCAGCCUCUACAACCUGCCCAGGAGUUACUCCCAGGAUGUUCUGCCCAAGGCAGCGUCUCCAUCUGGAACUGAUGCCGAAGGAGAGCAGCAUGUUUUCAAUACCCCAUCAGCAGUGUCGUUAGACACGCAGAUGAGGCACAUCUCCAUUAGCUAUGACAUUCCCCCCACACCCGGAGGUACUUAUCAGGUCCCACGAACUUUUCCAGAGGGAACAUUGUCUCAGACUUCAAAACUGGAGACUAUUCCAGACAUCCCUCCACCUCGGCCCCCCAAACCUCACCAGGCAGCGGAUCGCUCUCCUGUGGAGACGUGUGGCAUCAGCCGCACCGCGUCAGACACGGAGAGCAGUUACUGCGUCCCCGCUGCAGGAGCGCCGCCCUCGCGCAGCAACACCAUUUCCACGGGAGACCUGAACGUCUUCCGGAAAGAAAUUAGUUCUCAAGACUGUUAUGAUAUUCCACGAACGUUUCUGAAUGACAGAUCUAAUUCAUUGGAGGGCUUCCAUAACCACUUUAAAAACAGAAGCAUGUUGACAGUGGGAAGUGUUUCAAGUGAAGAACUAGAUGAAAAUUAUGUCCCAAUGAAUCCCAACUCUCCUCCACGACAGCAUUCCAGCAGCUUCACUGAACCCAUCCAGGAAACAAACUAUGUACCCAUGAUACCUGGCACGUUUGAUUUUCCAUUGUUUGGAAAGCAAGUUCCUCCUCCUGCUCACAUGGGUUUCAGGUCCAGCCCAAAGACCCCUCCCAGACGGUCGGUGCCUGCUGCAGAGUGUGAGCCGCCGCCGGUGGAUCGGAACCUCAAACCUGACAGAAAAGGUCAAAGUCCUAAAAUUUUAAGACCUAAACCACAUGGUUUAGAGCGAACUGAUUCACAAACCAUAGGUGACUUUACUACAAGAAGAAAGGCAAAACCAGCUCCACUAGAAAUAAAACCUCUGCCUGAAUGGGAAGAAUUACAAGCUCCAGUUAGAUCUCCUAUCACCAGAAGCUUUGCACGAGACUCCUCCAGGUUUCCCGUGUCUCCCAGACCGGAUUCAGUUCAUAGCACAACUUCCAGCAGUGACUCGCACGACAGUGAAGAGAAUUAUGUAUCCAUGAACCCAAAUCAAUCCUCUGAAGACCCAAAUUUGUUUGGAAGCAACAGCCUCGAUGGAGGAAGCAGCCCUAUGGUAAAACCUAAAGGAGAUAAACAAGUGGAAUAUUUAGAUCUGGACCUAGAUUCGGGAAAGUCUACCCCACCUCGUAAGAAGAAGAACAGUGGCUCGGGCAGCAGCGUGGCAGACGAGAGGGUGGAUUACGUUGUGGUGGACCAGCAGAAAACCCUGGCCCUGAAGAGCACGCGGGAGGCGUGGACUGAUGGCAGACAGUCCACGGAGUCCGAGACACCCACCAAGAGUGUGAAGUGAAAACACUGCUCUGGCUUUGAAGAAUGGAAAGAAGUGAAUUUUGAAGAAUCACAGAACCACAAUGGCAGUGUUGUUCAGCUGCACAGUACCUGAUUCCCUGGGCUGGGAAUCAGUUCCUCGCCAAAUAAGUUGGAAGCCAAAAGACACUUCGAAUAUAUCAAAGGAACUUUAAGAUCCUGAAUUGGCUCUGUCUGGAAAAAUCACAGCCUGUAAAUAACCUGUAAAAUAAUAUUACUUAGGUUUCAGAAAACCUUUUGUUCUGUAGUUAACACAUUUGUAGUAUUACUUUGUUUAUGCACUUUUUCAGUUACAAUGUUGGUUCAGGUAUUCACAGUUAGUGUACCUUAAUGUCUAAUUAAUCUGGAGAAUUCUUUUUUCCUUACACUACUAUUCCUCACAAUUUUAGGUUAAUUAAGCUACAUGUAGAAAUGGAAAUUAAUAUUUGAACUUCAUUUUAACAACUCAAAAUUGAUUUUGCAGAAAUUCUUUCACAAUUGAAUAAUCUACUUGAAAUUCCAAGAGACAACCGUUAGUUACAUAUUUGUUUAUAUUUAAUACAUACAAGAUUAUUUGGAAGUCUACAGGUUUACCUUCCUAACAAAAAAUAGCUGUGAGUUAAUAAUAAUGAACUGUUCUGGGUUUAGACCUAAAAUCCUGGCUUAUAUGUUAGUUGUUAGUGGUGGAACUUCUAUUGUGUUUUAUUAAUGACAGUGUUCUGUGUUCAAUCAGUGAAGAUUCUGCAGGGUAGGAUCUUACACUUUCAAAGACUGAAUAAUUAAAUGUCAAGUAAGCCUGCAAACCACUGAUGGCAUGCAGUAAUAUUGUGAUCUCACACUUAUUAACAAGAAAUAACCUUUAUAUUAUUUACAGAAGGUAGAGUAUAUAAAUCAGGUACGUACCAAGCACUGUUGUGCUAAUACACUGAUCAGGUUUAGACGAUGAGCUUUAGUUUUGUACUGUUUAGAAGUUCUAAUGUCAGUUUUCAGUUCAAGAUUAAUGGGACAGUUUGACAUUCACUUUUUGUAGUACUAGCAAAAUACUGUGAUUUUGAAUUAAACAUUAACUCAAAUGGAAAUACUAUGUUUUAACACCAUAGUGUCCUUCUUAUGAGCUCUAUUUUACUUUAAUCUCCUGCUUGGCCUUAUAUUUAAAUCCCUAUGCAAUUGAUAUUUUAUAUCUCUGUUUUUAAAAAUUAGAUAAUGUACGUAAAUUAUCCCCUUGUACACCACUUGUUGCUAUUUCCUGGUACAGGAUUUUAAACUCUGUAUACUGUGAUCCUUUAUUUUACUAUGCCAGUUCCAAAUAAUAAUCUGUCUUGGUUUAGAAACAUUUUUUGUUAUUUGGAAGAAGAUAGAAUUCUUUAAAUACAUGAAUGAGUUAGGUCUAGAUAGAAAACUUACUAACACUUUUGUUUUAUACAAAUACCCUCAAUUAAGUGGUUGGUUUAAUUUUCCUGCCCAAUUGGGGUUUUUUUUGUCCAGAUCAUUUAAAAGUUGAGCCUAAAGCUGCAUUGUUUUCUGGCAUGUUGGCCUUCAUACUGUGCCUAAUCUACCAUCAGUUGUUUCUCUCCCUCACAGCCACAAUUUACAGUAUGUAAAUUAUCUUCUUCCUAACAAAUGUUCUUUUUAAAUUAGUAAUAUUUUGAUGCUUUGAAUGUUCAUUUAAAAAAAAGAAACUGAACACAAUGCAUUUUGAGGUGAAUUUUAAAUAAAUCAAGUUGUUCUGUU
This is a messenger RNA of Zonotrichia albicollis (white-throated sparrow), 4088 nucleotides long. The record is from RefSeq and is a predicted model, not a curated record. Lineage: Eukaryota; Metazoa; Chordata; Aves; Passeriformes; Passerellidae.